Molecule: messenger RNA, 472 nt
Organism: Dicrocoelium dendriticum
Lineage: Eukaryota; Metazoa; Platyhelminthes; Trematoda; Plagiorchiida; Dicrocoeliidae
Source: the annotation of a GenBank genome assembly
AGAACGACUUCUACCGCCAACUGACCCAGCUCCUUCGCCACAGAAGAAGCACGGACACUGUUGUGCUGGCGGGGGAUAUGAACGCACAAGUUGGAAAGUUGUCCACUGAUGAACUGCAUCUGGGCGGUCAACACGGUGUAGGCUCCCGUAAUGAUAACGGUGAGCGGUUACUUCAUUUGUGUGAAGAUGCUCGCUUAUUUCUUGCGAGCACUAAUUUCCGACACAGCACCCGCCGGAGGGUGACUUGGCGCCCACCAGCCUCGAACCAGCCUUGGACGCAGAUCGAUCACAUUGCGAUAAGUUACCGCUGGAGAGGCUGCAUCCAGAACUGUCGCUCGAUUUGGAGCACAUGUGUGGACACCGAUCAUGCACUUGUAUGUGCUGACAUGCGGAUGCGUUUUGGCGGACGCCCACGACGACGCUGUGAGCGCAUUGACACCAGCCAACUGACAAAGCCAGCUGUUCUGAAUGC